Messenger RNA from Nilaparvata lugens (brown planthopper), 2266 nucleotides. RefSeq names its product leucine-rich repeat transmembrane neuronal protein 2. The transcript is spliced from 5 exons. NCBI's taxonomy places the organism in Eukaryota, Metazoa, Arthropoda, Insecta, Hemiptera, Delphacidae. Gene Ontology annotation, cellular component: membrane. Gene Ontology annotation, molecular function: protein binding. The coding region runs from base 215 to 1342 and encodes 375 amino acids. The record is from RefSeq and is a predicted model, not a curated record.
CCAAAUUGAAAUUGAAAUUGCCAACCAAAACCGGAGUUACCAGAGGUCUUUGAAGAUGAAAAAUAAAAAAUGUUUACUUUUCGUUUUCGCUAAAACUAUUUAGCGCACCUGUUGCUCUUAAUUUUUGUCUUAUUUUUUUCAUUACAAAAUAAAUAUUAUAUUAUUGGAAAGUCGAGUUAAUUUAUAGCUUUUCUUAGUUUCUUAUUCAUGGUACAUGAUGUUCCAAAUAUUAAUAAUAACAUCGUUAGUAGCAUUGGCGGCUGGAAGCAGCUCCUGUCCUCCGGCAUUUAGCAAUAAGUGUAUUUGUGGAAGACAAGAUUACUCUGGAGAUCAUUACGUGGUCAACUGCUCGUAUACGGGAUUCACAGAUGCUUCCAUGCUGCAGAGACUUCCCCCUGAAACUGAGGUUCUCAUAUUCAGAGGUAACAAUGUAUCAGAAUUACCAGUGAACAUAUUUGGGAUUCAUAAUAAUACUAAAUUGAAGAUUGUAGACAUGACUGGUAACCAUAUUAAAUUGAUAAGAGGGAAAACGUUUCAUCAUGUGUCGAAUGUUCAACGUUUGAUAUUAAAUCACAAUGAUAUUUCCAUAUCGUCAGACAAUCCUACGGAGCACCAUCCAAGAUUAUUUUCUAAUUUUGAAAAUCUGGAAGAGCUCCACCUGACUGAUGCUUUUGCUGACAACACUCCAGAAGAUCUAGCAGCCGAUUUGCAUGACAUUUUUGUUUCAAGCGAGCUGAAAAAGCUGAAAAAAUUGCAUUUGGAACAAAAUGAAAUUUUUCAAUUUGAUGACGAACAAGUAUUCUGUGAUUUGCCUAGUCUGGAGGAUCUGCAUAUUGGCCAAAACAAUCUACAUGGUGUGAGCUUCAAUAUAACGUGCAUGAAAAAUUUACGCUUCAUCGAUCUGGAAAGCAAUUCGAUCUACACUUUGACGCCAAAAGAGCGCGCUCGCUUGGACGAAGCGGUAACCAGCCGUCAACAUGACCUCGAAAUUGACCUCUCCAACAAUCCUCUGUCCUGUAACUGUGAGGACAUUUACAACUGGUUGAACUCUACCAAAGUCGACGUACGAAACAAGAACAAACUGCACUGUGUACAGAGCAACCAGUACAAACUACCCGAGUGCAAUGCCAAAUUGAUCAAAAUGCAGCCGCUGAUCAUCGAUAGCAACAGCUAUUUUCUGACCUCUCUAUUGUUUUUGUCUCUAUGCGCAUCGUUAGCUUUGAACAUUUACUCGCACAGAAGCCGUAUCGAACAAACUCUGGUUCCUGCAUUCCAUUCAGUCACCAAAAAAGUUCACUACACUUCUAUAACAAAAAGCGAAUUGCCUGAAAUGGAUGUUUGAACAAUAUCAGCAUAAUAUUAGUAGGCAGGAGACUUGAGAUGUGUUGUCCUGGAAAUGUUUAGAGCUUUACCUUUAGACAACCCCAUCCAUUGACGGCUUGAAUGAUAUAUUCUGGCAAGGUGGAACUUCCGUCAGGAACUCCCCACCAAUAAAAGCCUUUCGAAUAUUAUAUUAUUAGGAUAAUACUAUUCUCUUUCCCGGUUCAAUAUUUCACUAGAUGGUUUCAGACUCAUUGUAAGAAGCUGUUUCUAUUUGGCAAUGGUUCACAUUUAGCCAUAUGUUGCCCUCCACUACUGGAAAAAUUGCUCAAAGUGAAUCUGAGACCGUUCAUCAGGUACACUCUAAUAAUCUUUAACUUUAGCUCUAUUUAAGAGCUCUGCUCCGUGACAACACAUCUCUAGUGACAGUAUGAUGUAUCCUUGAUACAUUUGUGAUAUAUUCUAUAUACAUUGGUAUUAUCUAACACUACAUGGUGUUCAGGACGUCUUUUAAACUGGAAUCUAUUGAUAUUAUUUGUUUACUCUCUUGCCAACUUACAUUGAGAAACUAAUGAGUUAUGUAGCUCGUACCUUAUCAUUCUAAUUCAAGGAUAUGUUAUUGAAUUAGACUCAAGGAUACUUUCAGUCGGACUCAUCAACUAUUUAAGGCUGCUGAAUAUAGUAUUGUGGACUUUUUAUUUUUAAAACUUACUAAUGACAUUAAUGAUACUAACACUGCAUUUAUAUUGUAUUAUACUGUGAUAAGAGUAAACAAUUUAUGAUGGAUUACAGUUUUAUUGAACUGUAAUUAUUCCGUCCUUUAAAAAUGAUAUUGUAAUGAUUCUAUUCCAUGUGAUUUUACAAAUACUUUAAACACUGUUUUAAAAAAUGAUAUUGUAAUGAUUCUAUUCCACAUGGUUUUACAAAUACUUGAAGCAUUAUUUUA